GACAAAUUCAGUUUUUUUUUAUUUUCAUCGUUCAAUAUAACGUAUUAAAAUAAAUCCAAAUAAUAAAAAUGACUCGCUCAAUCAUCUUUGUCUCUGCUCUUCUCGCUAUGGUUGCCUUUGUUACCGCUGCUCCUCAUAAUAAGCAUCACGAUGAAACCACUGAUGUUACAAUCAAGAAGAAUGGUGCUCACGUUUUGGAUAUUCCUGAUCUCCAAAUUGUAGACGUUAUCAACAACAUUCCUAUCAUUGAUCUUAAUUUAUCUUCUGAGCAUAUUUUGGAGGACAAUGCCAAAUAA
Cokeromyces recurvatus is the source of this 296-nucleotide messenger RNA. RefSeq lists its product as uncharacterized. The transcript is spliced from 2 exons. NCBI's taxonomy places the organism in Eukaryota, Fungi, Mucoromycota, Mucoromycetes, Mucorales, Mucoraceae. The record is from RefSeq and is a predicted model, not a curated record. The coding region runs from base 69 to 296 and encodes 75 amino acids.